CAAAAUACUCCAUUAUUUGAAAUCAAAACUUUCAUCUUUAACGCGCAUCAUCAGCUCUGGCACUCUAGUCUAGGGGAAGACCAGAGAGGCGCGUCACUGGCGGAACAAAUUGAUGAAUCCACCUUCUGCACAAUAAAUGAUGAUGCCCCCACACGGAUUAUGAGUAAAUGCGCCAGCUCUCCAGACAUCACAAUAGCGAGCCCUGGUCUGAUAAACUACUCAACGUGGAGAGCAGUAGUUUCUCUAGCCUCAGACCACUUACCCAUAAUCGUUGGUCUGGAUCGACCCAAUGACUUUAUCGUCUCUGAACGCCGUCUCUACAUAAACCAAAAGAAAGCAGACUGGCCCGGCUUCAGAGAAUUCACUGAUCGCAUCUUCAAUGAUCUUCCAGCUCCUAGCAACGUACACCAGGCAGAGAGCAAGUUCUGCGAAACCGUCAUCGCAGCAGUAGCCCUCUUUAUUCCUGCUGGUCGACUAUCCUUAGUGCGACCGCACUUCCCAGCAGAGGCAGCGAGACUAGCAGAUGAGCGCGACGACCUCCGAAAUAUCAACCCCGACGACCCACGUAUUGUCCAGCUGAAUCAUGAUAUCAGCAGGUUGGUAAAUGAGAACAAGCGGAAUAAAUGGUUAGAUCAUUUGAAGAACUGCAACUUGAGCUCAGGUGUUAGUAAGUUGUGGUCUACGGUUCGGUCUCUCUCCAACCCGAGACGAACGGGGAGUCGAGUACUUGACAAUGGUUUUUAACUUGUCAAUGAGCAGCCUGAUAAUACCCAAUGUCUGGAAAGAGGGUAGAGUCAUCCCGAUACUGAA
Lucilia cuprina (Australian sheep blowfly) is the source of this 810-nucleotide messenger RNA. RefSeq lists its product as uncharacterized. The record is from RefSeq and is a predicted model, not a curated record. The transcript has a single exon. NCBI's taxonomy places the organism in Eukaryota, Metazoa, Arthropoda, Insecta, Diptera, Calliphoridae. Gene Ontology annotation, molecular function: catalytic activity. The annotation marks the transcript as partial.